GAUGCCAAGGCAGGGAGUAGUUCGGGCCUCCCAAAUAGAUGGAUUCCCGCUCAGACCUGCAACCGAGCACUCGUUCUCCUUCUUCGUCCCAAUCGCCGUCGGCGGCAGUACCGGUGCCGGAUAAGAGUUGGGGAGAGAAGGUAUCGGAGUCGGUGUUGUCAGUUUACAACUCUCUCCCAAAGAAAGGGAAGCCUCAGGGCCGCGAGGUCACCGUUUUGGCCGCCUUCCUCGUCUCCCCUCCUUCUCAAGAAUUGCAAGUGGUUGCACUGGGAACUGGGACUAAGUGUAUUGGGUGUUCACUUAUGAGUCCACGAGGUGACAUUGUGAACGAUUCCCAUGCUGAGAUUAUAGCACGGAGAGCUUUAUUGAGGUACUUCUAUGCAGAGAUUCACUGCCUGACAAACAUUAACAGUAAACUGCAACCUACUAAUGGCAGCGCACGGUCACAAGGUCACGAUGCCAAAAAUUCACUUUUUUGUUUGGACACAGAUGGCCUUUGUAAAAGUAAAUACAAAAUGAGAGCAGGUGGGGAUGCCUCAUGCAGUACUUUGAAAGAAAGGGGCUUGCAGUCUUCGAUGACUAAACUUGAUAGUUCAGAUGAACUUUUGGAGAAAAAUGGUGAUCUUUCAAACCUUUUUGGCAUGGUUCAGAGGAAGCCUGGUCGUGGCGAUACAACUCAAUCUGUAAGCUGCUCUGAUAAGAUUGCCCGAUGGAACGUUCUUGGAGUACAAGGAGCUUUACUUUCUUACUUUCUUCACCCAGUUUACCUUUCUUCCAUAACCGUGGGGCAAAUCUGUAGCACAUCUGAAAAUAUUCCUGUUGUGGAUCACUUGAGAAGAGCUUUAUAUGAGCGAAUCCUACCAUUAUCAGACAGAAUACUGAGUCCUUUUCAAGUGAACAAGCCACUAUUUUAUGAGGCUCCUAGACCACCAGUGGAGUUCCAGCAUUCUGAGACUGCUGUGACCACUUUAACAUGUGGGUAUUCGAUAUGCUGGAACAAGUCUGGAUUGCAUGAAGUAAUUCUUGGAACUACUGGCAGGAAGCAGGGAACCUCUGCAAAAGGAGCAAUGUACCCUUCUACUGAGUCAUCUUUAUGCAAGAAGCGAUUAUUGGAGUUGUUUUGGUCACUAAAGCAUGACUUGGCAGCUGACUGCUCAACAAAUAGGAUUUCUUAUAGAGAAAUCAAGGCCAUAAUAUUUUCAGCCCAUCAUCCCUCUCAAACCAAACUUCCAGAGCAGCUCUUAUCUCCGCUGAACUGCACUGCAUGGAACCGGACAGAAACAUGCCCCAGAGCCCAUCCAACGGCACACAAACCCCCCAAUCUCCACCCUUCAUCAAACAACACGUGCCCCAAUCACUUCCGUUGGAUCCACGAAGAUCUACGGCACUGGAGAGAUCGGGGAAUCACGCGGGAGAUGGUGGAGGGUGCACGUAGGUUCGCCCACUUCAGACUGAUCAUCGUCGACGGUAAGGCCUACGUCGAGAAGUUCAGGAAGUCGAUCCAGACCAGAGAUUUGUUUACCCUGUGGGGGAUCACACAGUUGCUACGAUGGUACCCUGGAAGAUUGCCUGAUCUGGAGCUGAUGUUCGACUGUGACGAUCGGCCGGUCGUCCGAGCAAGGGACUAUCGUGCCCCGAAUUCCGCCCCGCCGCCGCUGUUCCGUUACUGUUCGGAUUGGGGAAGUUUGGACAUUGUCUUCCCAGAUUGGUCGUUUUGGGGCUGGGCUGAGACUAAUAUAAAGCCAUGGAAACAUUUGUUAAAGGACAUAAAAGAAGGCAACAAGAGGAUCAAAUGGGAGGAUAGGGUGCCCUUAGCUUACUGGAGAGGGAACCCUAAUGUGUAUAAUGGCAGGCAGGAUCUUAUGAGGUGUAAUGUUUCAGAUAAGCAAGACUGGAACACUCUUCUAUAUGUUCAAAAUUGGGAAGCAGAGGCCUUGCGAGGCUACAAGCAGUCAAAUCUAGGAGAUCAAUGUACCCACAGGUACAAGAUAUACAUAGAAGGAUGGGCGUGGUCUGUGAGUGAAAAAUAUAUUUUAGCAUGCAACUCCCCAACCUUGUAUAUUACACCGCGGUACUAUGAUUUCUUCAUAAGAGGAAUGGUACCAUUGCAACACUACUGGCCUAUCAGAGACAACAAGAAGUGCAAAUCUCUCAAGUUUGCUGUUGAGUGGGGCAACAGUCACCCUUUAAAGGCUAAGGCAAUUGGGGAAGCAUCAGGCAACUAUAUCCAAGAGGAUUUGAAGAUGGAGUAUGUGUAUGAUUACAUGUUUCACCUGUUGAAUGAGUAUGCAAAGCUGUUGAAGUUCAAGCCAUCUGUUCCUCCGCAAGCAGUGGAACUCUGCCCGGAGGCAAUGGUGUGCGCAGCCGAUGGUGUGUGGAAGAAGUUCAUGAUGGAGUCAUUGGAGGAGUCUCCCAGUAAUACAGAUCCAUGCACUUUGCCUCCACCCUAUGAUUCUGCAGCUCUCAAAGUUCUCUUUGAUGAGAAGGUUAAGUCAACAAGGCAAGUGGAGAUAUGGGAAAAUGAAUAUUGGGAAAAACAAGAUAUGAAGCAGUAAAUUUAAAGCUUCUUCGUGUAUUUCUGCUAAUUAAUUUGUAAGUUAGCAGCUACCUGCUGGUUGAAUGUUCUUUGUGUAUUUCUGCUAAUUAAUCUGAUUCUUUCUAUGACUAUACUUCUCUGUUGCACCUCUCCCAAGAUAUAUAUUAAUUAAUCCCUUCAUAAAUGCUUCUUUUUUGAAGGAAAAGGUGAGGGAAAUAUGUCAUUUCAAUAUUUCAUUGUACUGAUUAUCAUGUUUACUUACAUUGUCUCCGAAAGAAUAUUUUGUUGCUUCAUUCAGUGAUUCCAAUUGAUCAGGAAUGGAGAUUAGGAAAAGACAACAUUUAUACUCUGAACUUUUCAGCUCCCAAUAAUAUGCUAACUAUCUAGAACUGGUGAAAAGGCAUAAUCUUUUCUAGGCAUAAUCUUUUCUUAGCAAUAAUAAGUUUGAACAUUACAAGCUAACUAAUUUGUUGUCCAUUUGUUUAUCUACAUGGUGAGUAGGUGAACAUGUAGAGUUAUUUUUUUUCUUUUUCUUUGUUGGUUGCGGCUAAAUUAUCUGUUUUGAUCUGAGGAUUAUGACAUGUCCCCUAUCUUUAUUUGGAAGAGAAAUUUGUGUCUCUGUUUUUCUACAAAAGAUGGUUAAAGCUCCCAAAUCGCAAAUCAACCUAUGGCAAAAGACAAUACACAUCUUGCAGGCUCUUAGUUCAGAAAACUCAACAAAAAAACCACAAAUAAGACUGAAUUGAUCUCUUUUCAUUGAUUGAAACUGAUAUUUAUACAACGGAAAAAUAACUAACAUGGAGAAACUCUAUCCUAAUUCAAAAUCUAACCGAAAAAAUAACAUAUAAUCUGAUCUGAUCAUUUACUGACUUGAUCAAACCCAACCAAAUCAUAUCUUGAUA
Diospyros lotus (date-plum) is the source of this 3438-nucleotide messenger RNA. RefSeq lists its product as uncharacterized. The record is from RefSeq and is a predicted model, not a curated record. NCBI's taxonomy places the organism in Eukaryota, Viridiplantae, Streptophyta, Magnoliopsida, Ericales, Ebenaceae. Gene Ontology annotation, molecular function: adenosine deaminase activity; RNA binding. Gene Ontology annotation, biological process: RNA processing.